Molecule: messenger RNA, 693 nt
Organism: Elephantulus edwardii (Cape elephant shrew)
Lineage: Eukaryota; Metazoa; Chordata; Mammalia; Macroscelidea; Macroscelididae
Product: D-tyrosyl-tRNA(Tyr) deacylase 1-like
Exons: 1
Coding region: 1-693 (230 amino acids)
Biological process (GO): tRNA metabolic process
Cellular component (GO): cytoplasm
Molecular function (GO): D-tyrosyl-tRNA(Tyr) deacylase activity
Source: RefSeq, a predicted model, not a curated record
AUGAAGGCCCUGGUGCAGCGGGUCACCUGGGCCAGCGUCACAGUUGGUGGUGAGAAGGUCAGCGCCAUUGAAAAGGGCCUCUGUGUGUUGCUGGGCAUUUCUCUAGAAGAUACACAGAAGGAAUUGGAGCACAUGGUCCGAAAGAUUUUAAACCUUCGUGUGUUUGAGGAUGAAAAUGGGAAACACUGGUCGAAGAGUGUGAUGGACAAACAGUAUGAGGUGCUGUGUGUCAGCCAGUUCACCCUCCAGUGUGUCCUCAAGGGGAACAAGCCCGACUUCCACCUGGCCAUGCCUGCAGAACAUGCUGAGGGCUUCUAUAAUCGAUUUCUGGAGCAGAUGCGGAAGGCUUACAGGCCGGACCUCAUCAAAGAUGGCAAGUUUGGUGCCUAUAUGCAAGUCCACAUUCAGAACGAUGGGCCUGUGACCACAGAGCUUGAGUCUCCGGCUGCCGGCACCACCACCUCUGAUCCAAAGCAGCUGUCAAAGCUGGAAAAACAGCAACAGAGGAAAGAGAAGACCAGAGCCAAGGGACCUUCUGAAUCAAGUAAAGAUAAGAAUGUUCCUCGGAAAGAGGACCGCAGAGCCAGCAGCGGAGCAGAAGGGGAUGUGUCGUGGAGCGGGAGCCAUAGGAGCCGGAGCCGUAGAAGGUGGUCGGGGACUCAGUGCAUGAUCAUUGGCAGAAAUGGAUCCUGA